Lichtheimia ornata is the source of this 993-nucleotide messenger RNA. Its product is annotated as succinyl-CoA ligase [ADP/GDP-forming] subunit alpha, mitochondrial. The record is from RefSeq and is a predicted model, not a curated record. Gene Ontology annotation, cellular component: mitochondrion; succinate-CoA ligase complex (ADP-forming). The transcript is spliced from 6 exons. Gene Ontology annotation, biological process: tricarboxylic acid cycle. NCBI's taxonomy places the organism in Eukaryota, Fungi, Mucoromycota, Mucoromycetes, Mucorales, Lichtheimiaceae. Bases 1 to 993 code for a protein of 330 amino acids. Gene Ontology annotation, molecular function: succinate-CoA ligase (GDP-forming) activity; succinate-CoA ligase (ADP-forming) activity.
AUGUUCAAAUCAGCCACCUCCGUUGCCCGUAAUGCAGCUAUUGCUGCUCGUCGUACCUUUGCAAGCCAAGCUGGUUACGAAUCCACAGCCAAGAACCUCAUGAUUAACAAGGACACCAAGGUUAUCUGCCAAGGCUUCACUGGCAAGCAGGGUACCUUCCACUCUGAGCAAGCUAUUGCUUAUGGUACCAACAUGGUCGGUGGUGUUUCUCCCAAGAAGGCUGGUCAAACUCACUUGGGUCUUCCUGUGUUCGGCUCUGUUCGUGAGGCUGUUCAAGAAGCUAAGCCUGAUGCCAGUGUCAUUUACGUUCCCCCUCCCGGUGCUGCUGCCGCCGUUUUGGAAGCCAUCGAAAAUGAAAUUCCUCUUGUUGUUGCCAUCACUGAGGGUAUUCCUCAACAUGACAUGGUCCGUGUCAAGCAAGCUUUGAUGACUCAAAACAAGACCCGUCUCGUUGGCCCCAACUGCCCUGGUAUCAUUGCCCCUGAACAAUGCAAGAUCGGUAUCAUGCCUGGUCACAUUCACAAGCGCGGCAAGGUCGGCAUUGUUUCUCGUUCUGGUACUUUGACUUAUGAAGCCGUCAACCAAACUACUCAAGUUGGCCUUGGCCAAACCCUUUGCGUGGGUAUUGGUGGUGAUCCUCUCAACGGUACCAACUUUAUCGAUUGCUUGAAGAUCUUCUUGGAGGAUGACAACACUGAAGGUAUCGUCAUGAUUGGUGAAAUUGGUGGUACUGCUGAGGAAGAAGCUGCCGAUUUCCUUCGUCAAUACAACUUGACUCGUGAAGCUCCCAAGCCUGUUGUGUCUUUCAUUGCUGGUUUGACUGCUCCUCCUGGUCGUCGUAUGGGUCACGCUGGUGCCAUCAUCUCUGGUGGUAAGGGUGGUGCUCAAGAUAAGAUCGCUGCUCUUGAAAGCGCUGGUGUCAUUGUCACCCCCUCCCCUGCCCAACUCGGUAACAAGUUGAAGGAGGCUAUGACCGCUGCUGGUUUGGCAUAA